CCUGGGGUUUUUUGCGCGUAUAUAUAUAUAUGGGGUUUUAAGUGCCCUACCACUACUAUCAACUAUCAUCACAGUUUUCCGUUUUUCCAUCCUCAUCUUUCUCUCUCUCUCCUCCAUACUUGUUUACCGAGUCGCCGAGUCGAUUCGGAACUACUAACUCACUGAGUUGGACUCGUUUAUCUAUUUUCAUCUUCUUCAACCUCCAGAUAUGGACACUUCCAGAGUUUUCGUCAAGGAUGUUAAGCGAGUCAUCGUUAAGGUUGGAACUGCCGUUGUUACAAGGAGUGAUGGGAGGAUGGCACUUGGAAGACUAGGCUCACUUUGUGAGCAGCUUAAGGAGUUGAACCUUGAUGGGUAUGAAGUCAUUUUGGUCACUUCGGGUGCUGUCAGUGCUGGUCGUCAGAGGCUUAGGUUCAGGAAAUUGGUUAACAGCAGUUUUGCUGAUCUGCAAAAGCCGCAAGCUGAACUUGAUGGGAAAGCAUGUGCUGCUGUUGGACAGAACAGUCUCAUGGCUCUCUAUGACACAUUGUUUAGUCAGUUGGAUCUGACUUCUGCUCAACUUCUUGUUACGGACAACGACUUUAGGGAUCCAAAUUUUAGAUCACAAAUAACUGAAACUGUGAACCAGUUGUUAGAUUCAAAAGUUGUACCUGUAUUGAAUGAAAAUGAUGCAGUAAGUACCAGGAGAGCUCCUUAUGAGGAUUCAUCUGGUAUAUUCUGGGAUAAUGAUAGUUUAGCGGCCUUGCUUGCUUUGGAAUUAGAGGCAGAUCUCCUUAUUUUGUUGAGUGAUGUCGACGGCCUUUAUAGUGGUCCACCAAGUGACCCCCAAUCUAAACUUAUCCACACAUAUGUUAAAGAGAAGCAUCAGACAGAAAUAACUUUUGGAGAUAAGUCUAGAUUGGGCAGAGGGGGUAUGACAGCCAAAGUAAAAGCAGCUGUUUAUGCUGCCAAUGCUGGAAUUCCUGUAAUUAUUGCUAGUGGGAAGGCAACAGACAAUAUCAUCAAAGUACUGAAAGGCCAGUGUGUUGGCACUCUAUUUCACAAGGAUGCUCAUUUAUGGGCUCCACCUAAAGAAACUGGUGCACGUGAGAUGGCAGUUGCUGCAAGAGAGUGUUCCAGGAGGCUUCAGGCGCUGUCUGCACAAGAAAGAAAAAAGAUUCUGUUUGACAUAGCUGAUGCCUUAGAAGACAACGAAGAACUGAUUAAGACUGAAAAUGAUGCUGACAUUGCUGCUGCUCAACAAGCUGGAUAUGAGAAAUCAUUGGUGGCCCGGCUAGCCUUGAAGCCUGGCAAGAUUUCUAGUCUUGCCAAAUCAAUUCGUGUCCUUGCUGAAAUGGAGGAACCUAUUGGUCAAAUUUUAAAGAGAACAGAGAUUGCAGAUGGACUUAUCUUGGAGAAGACUUCAUGUCCAUUGGGUGUUCUUCUGAUUGUUUUUGAGUCUCGUCCUGAUGCUUUAGUUCAGAUAGCUUCGUUGGCCGUACGGAGUGGAAAUGGACUACUUUUGAAGGGUGGAAAGGAGGCAAAGAGAUCGAAUGCUAUUUUGCACAAGGUUAUUACUUCCGCUCUACCAGAUAAAGUUGGUGAGAAACUUAUUGGUCUAGUCACCACAAGAGAGGAGAUACCUGAUUUGCUCAAGCUUGAUGACGUCAUUGAUCUGGUCAUCCCAAGAGGCAGCAAUAAACUUGUCUCUCAGAUUAAAGAGUCAACAAAAAUUCCUGUCCUUGGACAUGCCGACGGAAUUUGUCACGUCUACGUUGACAAAUCUGCCAAUAUGGAUAUGGCGAAGCGGAUUGUUUUGGAUGCAAAAAUGGACUACCCAGCUGCUUGCAAUGCUAUGGAAACCCUGCUUGUACAUAAAGAUCUGCUACAAAACGGAGGUUUAGAGGAGCUCGUUAGGGAUCUUAGAUCUGAAGGAGUUGAUUUGUUCGGUGGACCAAGAGUCGGUGCCCUGCAGGAGUUGAAUAUUCCAUCAACUCAGACGUUCCACAAGGAGUAUAAUUCACCUGCUUGUACAGUGGAAAUAGUGGAUGAUGUUUCUGGUGCCAUUGAACAUAUAAAUCAACAUGGAAGUGCACAUACAGAUUGUGUUGUAGCAGAAGAUGAAAAAGUUGCUGAAGUAUUCUUGCAGCAAGUAGAUAGUGCUGCUGUAUUUCAUAAUGCAAGUACAAGAUUUUGUGAUGGGGCUCGUUUUGGCUUGGGUGCCGAGGUUGGGAUAAGUACAAGUAGGAUUCAUGCUCGAGGUCCCGUUGGAGUGGAAGGGCUAUUAACAACAAGAUGGAUUCUCAAGGGAAAUGGGCAAAUUGUUGAUGGCGACAAAGGUGUGGUAUAUACCCAUAAGGACCUUCAAGUAACGUCAUAAACUCGCAAAUUUUAUUCGAGACGUAUUUAUUUUUAGUUCCUUGGACCCCCAUAGUAGUGCAGUUUGUGUGGGGGAAAAGGGUCUGCAUUUUUCAUGUCCUCUCUCCCGCUGCCUUUUGGGUAGUCUAUGUACGUCGUAGUUCUAUUUCUACUUCUACUUCUACUUCUACUUCUGAGUUCUGACCCUUACUCCAUGUAUUGAGGAUCUUAUUGUAGACUUUGUAGUCUGUAGACGCUAUUUAUUACUUUGUCAAAAUAAACGAUUACCUUAUUUGAAAGGUUUUCAGUUAAUUUAUCCAAUAUGUUCUACUCCUUGGUCUUGUUAA
Beta vulgaris subsp. vulgaris (sugar beet) is the source of this 2684-nucleotide messenger RNA. Its product is annotated as delta-1-pyrroline-5-carboxylate synthase. Gene Ontology annotation, cellular component: cytoplasm. Gene Ontology annotation, molecular function: glutamate-5-semialdehyde dehydrogenase (NADP+) activity; ATP binding; glutamate 5-kinase activity. The transcript has 20 exons. The record is from RefSeq and is a predicted model, not a curated record. The coding region runs from base 209 to 2359 and encodes 716 amino acids. Lineage: Eukaryota; Viridiplantae; Streptophyta; Magnoliopsida; Caryophyllales; Amaranthaceae.